AUGAAUGAAUGGUUGGUUGUUUUGUUUUGCUUGAGAAUUCAAUUCUAAUAUUAAUUGAAUAGAAAUGUUAGGAAAUUUAAAAGAAUUUAUAUCUGUAGUCCAAGAUGGUUUAAGUGGAAAUAAUAAUUUGAGGCAAACUUUGCAAGAAGUUCAGAGGGUUAAGAAUAUUUUUAAAGAGAAACCGAAACAUUCCAGCGAAGCGAAAGUGAACUAUGGGGCUGGUGGUGCCUUAUUAGAGAAAUAUCAAACUGACUGGGCUGAGAUUCAUGCAAACACCGAAACAAAUGCUAAGUCUGCUGAGGCUGUCGACAGGACUGUACAAGAGUUGCACGAAAUUACAAAAAUUAGGUUGCAAAGUGCACAUGAAUUGAGUCAGAAUUUGGCCCAAUUGCCUGGAUUGGCUGCCUCAGUGGCGCAGUGUAUGGAGAGUUUGAGGAAUGUACAGACUCUAAUGAGGAGUGUGGAAGAAGAAUUAAUCCAAUUUGAGGAUAUUGUAGAAAGGAGUGCAAUGGAGAAUUGGAAACUGGAUCAUCAUUAUCAUCUAACUUUGUACAAGGAAAAGAAAAUGGCAGCGCUAGAAGACAUCAGACAUCAAUUGGCAAAAGAGAACACGCUGCAAUCCUGUGUGAGAGAGAGACAGCAACUGGCAGACUUACAGUACAAGAGGGAGACAAGCGCAGCCGCAUUCCAAAGCGACAUGGCUCGGUAUUUGAGCAGCAGGGCUGUGCCAGAAGUUCAUUCUUCUCAACCCAAAAUCACUCUGGAGCAAGUACAACUAGACGACGAUAGGACAGACCUGGAGAAUUUCCUGGAGAGUUGAACCCCGUGAACACAGAUUACUAAAGUAGGAUGAACUCAUAGAAUUCAUAAUAAUUUAAGACAAUAGAAAUGGCAUAUUAAACUUGGAGCUACAGAAAUGAUAAGUUGUUGUUGAAAGGAGUUCUACUUAACUUUCUAUAAUAUUGACUUGUUUCUCAUGCAGUUUACUGUACAAUUGUAUAGUAUAUCUGGC
This is a messenger RNA of Amyelois transitella, 1012 nucleotides long. RefSeq names its product dysbindin protein homolog (gene Dysb). The transcript is spliced from 3 exons. Bases 65 to 820 code for a protein of 251 amino acids. Gene Ontology annotation, biological process: negative regulation of protein kinase activity. NCBI's taxonomy places the organism in Eukaryota, Metazoa, Arthropoda, Insecta, Lepidoptera, Pyralidae. The record is from RefSeq and is a predicted model, not a curated record. Gene Ontology annotation, cellular component: cytoplasm.